Messenger RNA from Glarea lozoyensis ATCC 20868, 1986 nucleotides. Its product is annotated as Ferredoxin reductase-like, C-terminal NADP-linked. NCBI's taxonomy places the organism in Eukaryota, Fungi, Ascomycota, Leotiomycetes, Helotiales, Helotiaceae. Bases 1 to 1986 code for a protein of 661 amino acids. Gene Ontology annotation, cellular component: plasma membrane. Gene Ontology annotation, biological process: copper ion import; iron ion transport; intracellular iron ion homeostasis. The transcript has 3 exons. Gene Ontology annotation, molecular function: ferric-chelate reductase activity. The record is from RefSeq and is a predicted model, not a curated record.
AUGGAUUUGUUGAAGAGGGCGCACAUUCAGGAACAUACUAAUACCUCGAGGGAGGUUUAUCAUUGGGGAUAUGUUCCUCAAAUCUUACCAUGUACCAAAGACGCCGGAUCAUGCGAAUACCUCCGCGCUGUUUACUGGAUGCAUGAUACUUCCAUGCUCUAUUCGUUCAUAUUAUGGGCAGUCAUAGGUGGAAUCUUACUUGUCAUCGUCACACUUCGAACACUCAAACCAAAACCAACUCGGAAUUUCUACGCGCCAAUUACCGAAAAGAAUGAGACACAAUCACCGGCAAAUGCCUAUACUCGAGGAUGGGGGGCUAUCCAGGCGUCGUUAAGAAAAUGGCUACUCCCAGAAAGCUUUGUAGGAUUCUUUGGUCAUGUUAGUCGAGUGCAACUUGUGGUGUUGGCCAUUUUGUUGGCAUAUCUAUUGGCAUUCUCAUUGGUAGGAAUCGUAUACAAAACCUGGAUCACCCCCAUUAAAGGCUCAACAUUGACAAACAAACGGACUGGAGUUGGAGGAUUCUCUGACAGAGUAGGCGUCCUAGCAUACGCUCUCACACCUCUCACCGUCGCUCUCUCAACCCGAGAAUCAAUCUUGACACUCAUAACCGGAAUCCCUUAUCAAUCCCUCAACUUCCUCCACCGCUGGACCGGCCGAAUCAUCUACAUCCAGGCCGUCCUGCACACCUUCGGCUGGACCCUAAUCGAAGGCCUCUACUACCAACCCCAACCAAAAGUCUACCGCGACUUCAUCAAACAGAAAUACAUGGUCUGGGGUUGUAUCGCCAUGGGCCUUCUCAGCCUCCUCUUCUUCCUGAGCUUCCAACGCGUCAUCAAAAUCACCGGCCACGAAUUCUUCCGCAAAUCCCAUUACAUCCUCGCCAUGCUAUACAUCGGCGCCUGCUGGGGCCACUGGGCGCAACUAGCAUGCUGGAUGAUUGCCUCCCUCGGAAUCUGGGGCCUCGAUCGAGGAGUUCGAUUCCUUCGCACUCUUCUCAUCCACGUAGGCUACGUCAAGGGAACCGCGGAUUUCGGCUUCCACAACGCUCAAUCCUCUGUAGAAUACUUCGACGAUGUAGACGGUGGUGUCGUACGGCUAGAAUUCACGCACAACCACGAAGCAUGGCACGUAGGUCAACACUUCUUCCUCACCUUCCCGGCCCUCACAAUCUGGCAAUCCCACCCCUUGACCGUGGCUUCGGUUCCAGCACCGCAUCCUGCUCUUCCUCAGCACACCUACAUAGUCCGCUGUCGCGCAGGAGAAACCCGCCGUCUCAAAUCCCUCGCCCUAGGCCAACUCACCACCCUCCCCUCCUCAGGCUCAACACCGAUACCUUCCACCACCACCCCCGUAAUCCUCACCGGCCCCUACGGCACCCCCCUCCUCCCAUCCCACCCCAACACCGGCAUCGAGCCCUCAAACCUCCUCGCCAUCGCAGGCGGCACCGGUAUCUCCCUCACCCUCCCACUCGUGCUAGCCGCCACCGCUUCAAAAGCAUUCACCUCCGUCCCCGUCGAUUUCAUCUGGAUCGUUCGUCGCGCUGCGAAUCUAGCCUGGAUAGCCGCCGAACUCUCCGAGCUCAAGAAACGCGCGAAAGACGAGAACGUAGAUCUACGCAUCCACGUCUACAUCACGCAAGAAUCCUCAUCUUCCUCCUCCGCCCCCGCGUCUCUCAAAAACGUGCCCAUCAAAACGGAGGAAGAUAUCACUCCCGUCGCGAAAUCAUGCUGUUCUUCCUCCUCGAUCGCGACGAGCUACACAGAGACGUAUAUGGAGUCCGUCCAUCCGUCGCUUGACAGUAUCGUGCGUUCGUUCUUGGAGGGUAGGGCGAGGAGGGAGUUGAGGACGAGGGUUGUGGCGUCGGGACCGGCGGGCAUGGGGAGGGAUUUGAGGGGGGCGGUUGCGGGGGUUAAUGAUGCGGGGAGGGUUUGGAGGGGGGAACGGGCGUGGGAUGUGGAGUUGGUGUGGGAUGAUAGGAUGGGUUAG